Molecule: messenger RNA, 1788 nt
Organism: Selaginella moellendorffii
Lineage: Eukaryota; Viridiplantae; Streptophyta; Lycopodiopsida; Selaginellales; Selaginellaceae
Exons: 11
Coding region: 1-1788 (595 amino acids)
Biological process (GO): ribosomal large subunit assembly
Cellular component (GO): nucleolus
Molecular function (GO): protein binding
Source: RefSeq, a predicted model, not a curated record
AUGGCGAUGGAAAUCAGGUGCCGCAUUCCUGAUGCCCAUGAACUAUCAGUCCUCUGCGUCGCCUUCAAUAAUUACCGGAAUGAGGUCUACAGUGGGUCACAGGAUUGCCUUAUCAAAGUUGUUGAGUUCGGAGGACCUGUCUAUUCCUUGGCUUGGGAUGGAAAAGGAAAGCAUGUAAUAGCCGGAGGAAAAGGAGUCGUGCAGCUUUACCGUGUGAUUCGUUCUUCUGCCAGUAAAGUUUAUGCAACCGAGCAUAUUCAGCUUUGUCCACAAAAACAUAGUCCAAGGUGUCUGCUGUUCUCAUGUGGGAAACGUAUUUACUGCUGGGGAGCAAUAACUGCAGUAGCUUAUGAUAAAGAUGCAAAAACUUUGAUUACGGGGUCGUAUGAUGGAUCUAUCAAAAUUUGGAGCCACGAGGGACAUUGCAUGGACGAGUUUAUUGGCCACAGCACUCCUUCAAUUAUUGACACUUUGGCUCCAUCGGACGUGACCGAGUGGGUAGCUGACACAUGUGGAAUUCGUAAUCUACCUUUGACCAAGGGACAUGCAGACUGGGUGGAAUGCGUAGUUCUAUGUUAUCGAAAGCCUCCAAAGAUAAGUGAAGAGGAAAAUCAGAAGCCAAAGAAAAAAGACGCAGCAAAUAACGGUGGUCCUAAAAGAGUUACUUUUACAGCCGUGGGCGAUGGACCUAUAUCACCCUCGUCAUCACCAGAACCUGAAGCUCCUGUUCAACACCAAACCUUUAUAUCUCCGACUGCUCCACAAAUUGGAUCGUUACUAGAUACCGAAAUUUACAGUGCGGGUGCAGAUGGUUCUAUUCUUAAGUGGAAACCAAGUCCUGGCAAUAAUUGUGAUUCAUGGACUAUGCAUGAGUAUGCCCCUCCAUGUGGUUCUGCUGUCUUAUGCAUGAUCCAUGAUCCGACUUCGGAUGUGCUGGUGACAGGGUCCGAAGACUGUAAAAUACGAAUAUGGAACCUUGAUACACAGCCCACUGUAUCACGGUGCCAGGUAGCUGGGGGCGAGGUAACAGGUCCGGACGUGCUUCGUGGUCAUGAAGCAAAAAUCGUUGGACUUUGCGUUCACAAUGAAGAGGGCAUGCAGUAUAGUCCUCCCAGAGAUGAAGGAGAAAUUGCAAUGUGGGAUCCAGAUGCCGGUUGUGUCACCAAGACAAUGUGUCAUAAGAAAGAGCCGGUAACCUGCUUAUUUGUGGAUGAAAUUAACAAGCUGGUGCUGAUGAGCAUGCUGUCUGAUCACUUUAUUCGGGGUUUUGACUUGAAUAUGGAGAAGGAGUUGUGCACCUACGUUGGCCAUAAGGAUCAAAUCCAUUCGCUCGUUCACUUUCCGCACAGAAAGCAGUAUCUCUCAGGCUCAUGGGACAGCACAAUUCGCGCAUGGCUUACUCCUGAUUCAAUAGUAGAGCCUAAGCCGGUUGUCAUUAGAACAGCUGUCGAAGAGAAAGACGUGGAUCCUUUACAAGAGGAGCCACUUAUAAGCAGCUAUGAAAAAGAAUAUCCUUUGGUACCUCCAAAAACUUUACAAAAUGCAGGUCCUGCAAUGUUUCCGACCAAACGUCCAGAUUCUCGAGAAACAAUCCCUGCAACAGGGAAGCUUGUGAUAGGGAGUAGCAUCAGUGUCUUGCGAGACUUCUUGGACGAGAGCAAGUUCGGUGUUGUGAGAGCAUGCAAGGUUUUCACAUUCAAAGCACUUGAAGCUACAGCGCAAUCCUGCAAGUUUAUUGCGCAAGCCGUGGCCUUGACAGACGCUUCAGCAAAUGUAUCCCCAAAAUGA